GAUUGGGUGCGCCGUGUGCAGCACGACUGGGCCCUCCGGGUGGGCCCCGCUAAACACCGAGAGCGGCGCGGGCGCGGCCUCAGUCUGCGCGUCACCAUUUCCGGGUGCCCUUCCGAGGCCGAGCGGGCGGCGUCCGGAAGCUGCUGCUGCCAAGCCCCUGGUUGGGGAGGAAGUGUGUUCCACAAUCCGCUUCCCCCCCGCCCCGCCCGGAUCCCUGGUUCCGGGGUGCCCCUGGAAACGGAGCACCACCGGAAGUGAGUGCGGAGAAGAUGGCGGCGGGUGUGUUGGGCGCUUGUAUCGGGCGGGGAGAGCGGAUCUCGGCUCGGACACGGCCCGCACUCAGCAGUUGGGUCCUGCUUUUCCUGCCCUACCUCGGACUCGGGCUGGUGCCGUCCGCCGCUGACAUGACGGACGGCAACAGCGAGCACCUGAAGCGGGAGCACAGCCUGAUGAAGCCGUAUCAGGGAGUGGGCUCCAGUUCAAUGCCUCUGUGGGAUUUUAGUGGGAGCACCAUGUUGACGGGUCAUUAUGUCCGCCUUACACCUGAUGAGCGCAGUAAAAGUGGAUCAAUCUGGAAUCGAGUGCCAUGCUACUUGAAAGACUGGGAGCUCCAUGUCCAGUUCAAAGUUCACGGGACUGGGAAAAAGAAUCUUCAUGGUGAUGGGUUAGCUAUUUGGUACACGAAGGAUCGACUAAGCCCCGGCACCGUGUUUGGAAGCAAAGAUAAAUUUCAUGGUUUAGGGCUGUUCAUAGACACGUACCCCAAUGAUGAGAGUGCUGAUCGGGUGUUUCCAUAUGUCUCCGCAAUGGUCAACAAUGGGACACUUCCCUAUGACCACAGCAAAGAUGGACGCAAUUCUGAGCUUUCUGGAUGCCCUGCAGAACUCCGGAAUGUAGAUCAUGACACAUAUUUGGCAAUUCGUUACUCCAGGGGCAGAUUAACGGUGAUGACAGAUGUUGAAGACAAGAAUGAAUGGAAGGAGUGCAUCGAUAUCAGUGGGGUCAGACUGCCUACUGGUUAUUUCUUUGGUGCAUCUGCAGCCACGGGAGACCUAUCAGACAACCAUGAUGUUAUCUCCAUGAAACUUUACCAGCUGACAGUGGAGCACACAGUGGAGGAUGAAAACAUUGACUGGACAAAAAUUGAGCCCAGCGUCAGCUUUCUGAAAUCUCCUAAAGAUAACAUCGAUGAUCCAACGGGAAAUUUUCGGAGUGGGCCCAUGACAGGCUGGAAAAUCUUCCUGCUCCUCCUUUGCGCGUUGCUCGGGAUCGUUGUGUGUGGCAUGGUGGGCGCUGUGGUCUUCCAGAAACGCCAAGAGCGCAACAAGCGGUUUUACUGAACGGAAACCGUCACAGUGGGCCUUUACAAUGUGAAGCGUUCUUUUUCUACAAGAUGGUUUGUACAACACGAGGUGUUUAUAUCCAGAAAGGAAAACAGAGAUCAAAAAUAUUUUCAUAUAUUUCUAUGAGAUGAUCUGGGGGCUGGUGAUGACGAUGAAUAAAGAGGGGGAGUGAGUGGAUAUCACACAGCUACCUGCCCUUGUCACUUUGUACUAGACAGGGGCCAUGCUUCCUUUUUUAAACAAACACAUUUGUUGAAAUGCAUAUUAAUUUGUUAUUUUGAAAUCAUUCUUUUUACUAAAGAUAUUGAGCCUGUUUGAAUUAGAUCUUCUAUCUACGGAGCCCUUUCAGUUUUCAAAUGCACAGGCUUCAGUGUGAUGGAGUACGUUUGAGUCACACAAAGUACUUGCUGUUUUCAUUCACACUGUGUGGUUGGAUGUUUCAAUGGCACCAUGUUUCCCUCUUGGCUUUUAUCAUUCACACUCCUAUUCUCAGCCUGUCUCUUUUCUCUGUGCCAGCCCAUAUAAGUCUCUCUCUCUCUCUCUCUAAGCUGUACCCAGUCUUUGGAGGACAACUAACGCAGUUUAUUAGACUUGUUUUUAACCUUUGCUUAAAUUCAUUCUCCACCUCACUUCAGCUCAACUUUAUUUGUCUAUUGAAAGCAGGCUGCCUCUUACGCUGUGUCGGCAUUUGUGAACCACAUCUGUCAAUCUGUAGGAUGCUGAAUGGGUGGAUCUGAGGUUGUGGUUUUAGACAAUGCGGCAAUUUCUUUCUGAUUUGAGAAGUGUAUAUGUAUUUGCUGGCACAGUUGAGAGAGAGAUGUGCAUGAGGCUGCACCAUUGUUCUUGAAAAUAUCCUGUUUUUUCUUUCUUGUUUUUACCCUUCACUUUUCUCUCUCUCUCUCCAUUUUUUUCCCUCUCUUUCCUUCCCUUCUUUUCUCUCUCGCUCUCUCUCGCUCCUCUUCCCCUCCCAUUUCUUUUGGUCAGUGAUCCUCUAAAUAAAAAUCUAGAAGAUUAAAGUUCCAUCUGUUCUUCUGUCCAGUAUUCCUCUUUACUGCUUGUCACUGUCUUCUAAUUGAAACUCGUCAUAUCAGCUCCUACACUUGCCUUGCCCAAGACCUCAAAACUGUGGAACCUCUCACCUCCUGCCAUCAUCCAAAUGAUUGCUAGGCUUUAAAAUCCAAGCUGGCAUCACCUAACCACUGCUUCCUGAUUUACCUCAUCUUUGUUUAGUCUCAGUGUGAGGUUGUGCACUGUGAGCCUCAGUCUAUCUCCUCAGUUCCAAAAGAAAAUAUGGAGCCUAGCUCAUCACACAACUCUGUUUGAAGGAUAUAAAAUGACAGGUUUUUAUGGAUCUAUACAAGCUGCUUUGUUUGUCGACAGCCAUCAGUGACUGGGUCAGCUUUUCGAGAACUAUUACAUGUUCUUAAUUUGCACUAUUCUAUUGCCUCUACAUUUAACCCGAUGGCUCCUUCAGUGGUAGGUGGUUCACAACUGCUUUUUCUAAUUGGACUGUGGAUAGAAGGUUCUAAAGAAUGGGAUCUGAAGAUGUUAACCAUCGUUGGGGUAGGACACAAGUUGUAUUCAUGUGACAUAGUUACAAUAAUGUAAACUGGAAUGUAAGGAACAAUGUGGGUACUGAUAGAAAUAAACAGCGAUAAUUUAUA
This is a messenger RNA of Chiloscyllium plagiosum (whitespotted bambooshark), 3007 nucleotides long. It is a transcript of the gene lman2, whose product is annotated as lectin, mannose-binding 2. The record is from RefSeq and is a predicted model, not a curated record. Gene Ontology annotation, biological process: endoplasmic reticulum to Golgi vesicle-mediated transport. Gene Ontology annotation, cellular component: endoplasmic reticulum-Golgi intermediate compartment; Golgi membrane; endoplasmic reticulum membrane. Lineage: Eukaryota; Metazoa; Chordata; Chondrichthyes; Orectolobiformes; Hemiscylliidae. Gene Ontology annotation, molecular function: D-mannose binding.